Dermacentor silvarum is the source of this 3475-nucleotide messenger RNA. Its product is annotated as insulin-induced gene 1 protein. The transcript is spliced from 5 exons. Gene Ontology annotation, cellular component: SREBP-SCAP-Insig complex; endoplasmic reticulum. Lineage: Eukaryota; Metazoa; Arthropoda; Arachnida; Ixodida; Ixodidae. Bases 430 to 1050 code for a protein of 206 amino acids. The record is from RefSeq and is a predicted model, not a curated record. Gene Ontology annotation, biological process: SREBP-SCAP complex retention in endoplasmic reticulum; SREBP signaling pathway; cholesterol biosynthetic process.
CACCAGAGGGUAAAAGUGAAACAUAAACAAUGAUACAGCCUGAGAAACGUGCUCGUCGAGGCGUCGCCUGCGCGAUAAAGUCGACGUAGAGUAGCACCCGAGAUCGCGCGUGCGGAGUUUCCUGGCCAAAGGUAACUGAUAUACUACGAACCCGCGGCCGACGACGAAGGGGCAUCAUCCGCGCGGCCGCUGAACGCUCAGUGCUUCUCGCGCGUCGGUACUCCGCGGCCUGCUGACCCAUUGUCAGGCGUGUGACUUGUCAAUCGCGCCACUCGGCAGAGGUGAAUGCUCAGAUCAGUUACGUCACCGAGAUCCGGCUCCGAAGGACUCGUCUCGCGCAGCAGUGGGAUGCUGCAGAUCGUUGGAAGCGCGCAGGAGCGUCUCUGUCUUGGUGGUGUGUGAACGGCAGCGAACAUUCUUCGAGCAACAAUGACGGCCACGAGAAGUCUCCUGUGGAGGGUUUCGUUUCUCUUCUGCGUCGGGGUUUUCUUCAGCAUGAUGCUGGACUUCUUUCAAAUACAGUACCGCCUCUCGGCGUUCGAGCGCAAUCUCAUCGGAUCUGUGUUCAUGUCAUCGCCGUGGUGGGUCCCCGCCAUAUGUGGCACAGCUGCUGUCUCAGUGGGCCUGCUGUAUCCAUGCCUGGACCACAAGCUUGGCGAGGAAACUAUUCCCCACCACUGGUCUGAUGUCAUGAAGUGCGUCGCGCUCUUCGUGGGGAUCAAUCAAGCCAGCGCUAAAAUUGAGCUGCAGAGCGACUGGCAACCUGCACUGUCUCUGGUGCUGCUUUCGGUGAGCCUCUGGUGGCUGUGCGACCGCACGCAAGGUGGCUUUGGCCUCAGCAUCCUCACAGCAUUUGUGGCCACCUUGGUGGCCCACUUCCUUGUGUACUACAGGAUUGGCAGGUGUUCUGAGAAAGACCUGGCUUUCGUAAGAUCCUGGCUUCCUUGUGUGUUCUUCUCGGGAGGCAUUACAGUCGGCAACAUUGGGCGGCUGCUUGCUCUGGGAGAGACAUCUGACGAACCUCUUGCCUCCAAGAAACACCAAGAAUGAAGCACAUUGUGUCAUUUCUCAGGACAACUCUUUUCAUACUUUGCCAAGGGUCUGCAGUGAAGCACGUGGCACCAGCUUGGUUGGCUGAUUGAGGAGUGAGUUUCAUGUGAAACCAGCACUAAGCAAGCAGCUAGCACUACUCAAGUACUUCUACGAGCAGCACUACCGCCAAGCUGUGUGUGUCUGUAGGCUCUGUGAAAAAAAAAAAAAAAAGCGUGUAUCUGUGAUGCUGACUAUUUAUAGACUGUGCGAUCGUCGUCGUUGGUCAGAGACUGCCUUCACUUUACCCGACCUGUGCGAACGAACUGAGCCAUGUUGAGCUGCACCGUGUGUUGCGUUCUCUGGAGUCCUGGAAUCGCGCUGUUUUGCUUGCGGAGGCUUGUGCUGCUGCCUAUUUUCGUGUGCUUGUGUAUGCAGUGACCAAAGGGAUCGUUUAGGGCAAUGUCCUUGCAUCUGUACUUAUUUUUGUUUUGCAUUAUUGUUUUGCACAGAGUGCGUCUGUGGUGAGGUGUGGAUUGUGGCAAGUUAGGCAUAUGAAUUGUUUCUAUAUAUGUCUCUAUUAUUUAAGCGUCCUGUGGACUCGUGUAAGAUGAUCUGAAACUAUGUAGACGCAUGUAAAAAUUUUGUUACUGGCUACAGAAGAGCCUGGCUAAUGGAUGACAUUUGUCUGCUAAUGACCAGAAACCUAGCAUUUCAAAGAUUGUUUUUUCAUUCAACGUCUUCUAGAUAAGUAAAGCUUUUCGUUUUCUUUAAUGUAAUGGCAUUUGUAUGUAGGCUACAUUUCUUGUGUGGCCCAGAUUUUAAUAUGCAUUGGCAUAGGCUGACAGCUCUUAAACCUUCUCACUCAUGUUGCUCACCUUGACAGGGCUUGUUCUGGUAUGAUGCAAAGAACUUGCAGUUGUACUUCAGUGCCUUGUGUCACCUGGAACCGACAGCUGCACUCAAGUGCAGUGGACGUAGCCAAGAUGCCCGACUGCAGUAGUGGGCCCAGUUAGGCAGAAGGAAGAAGGAACAAAUCUGUUUCAGCACUGCAAAACUAAGUCGGGCAGCAAAUUAAGUUUGUUGGCUGUUUCAAAUGUGUAUUGUUGCCUUUGGUACUACUUUAAAAUGAGAUUAUGAUUCUUGGCGAGGAACUAAGUAGUCAGUGCACAGCAAAAAAAUAUCUCCUUGACGGGGUUUGUAGCAGUCCAAGUUCCAAAUUUAUGGUCUUGAACACUUAAAUUUCACGAAGUGCUUAAGAAUCCUGAAAUUCGGUCUUCAGCUAAGCUUAGUGGAUCUUUUUUUGUUAGUGCAAUUCAAAAGCAGAGUCCAUUAAUCUGGUUAUCAGCAUUGUGGUGUACAUUGGUGGUUUGCUUACUAAGCUGUUAUCUUGUAUACUUUUUUCUUCUCCAGUUCUUGUCCAAUUGAUGGAAUGACUUUGCUUGUUGUUGAAUAUACUGUUGUCCUCGAAGGUGCUUUGUUAAAGUCUUAAAAUUGCUUAAAAAUCCUGGAUUUCUUUUCACAGAAACUGCUUCAAACCCUGUCUUUGGGAUUCGGUCAGUUUGUCUAUGUUGUCGCUGAUUUUUCUGACAUACGUUUUUAUGUGACAGCCUUUCCAUGACUGGAAGCCGUAAUCCUCAGUAGUAUAGCAAUAUGCAUGUCCAGGCAUGUAUAAAAGUGCAAUAAUGGACAGUGUUUAGUCGCUUCAAGCAUGCACACUAUGUUCUCUUGUAACCCUUGCACAGAAUAAGUAAGCAAUACUUUUUUUUUAUAUCUAUAUAUACUGAAGUCGUAGGUUGGAAUAUUGUACAGUUUGUCUUCUGCCUCUACAUAUGUAGUAUUUAUCAUGUUGUGUGCAUCCUAGUUCUUGUUUUUUGUUUUCUCUCUCUCUCUCUAGCAUUUCUUGCACUUGAAAACACCCCUGUACAUAGAAACAACUGAAUAUAUACGUACAACCCUGCAUUCUGUACAGGGUUUGCCACAGUUGUCUAGAAUGCAGUGUGGCAGCUUUGAAUUUCAUCUUCUAGGUGACAAGUCGAAGACUCUACUCUUCAUGAACAAAUACUAGUAUUCUAAAAUUGGCAGCCUGUUACAUAUGAGAAGUGCUGUGCUAUAGCAAAUAUGACACACUGUCUCAGAGUUUGUCACCUGUUCGCGCACUCCUAUGUCGCUUGCAGCACCUUAAUGCUGACGAGCUCCAUUAAAUUCGUCACAUUAUUUAUGUGUUCAUCUGUACAGUCUUGUCUCCUUGUUCAAAUGUCAAUGUGACAGGAACAGAUAUAGUAUACGACUAAUUUCAUUGACAGUUGAGUGACACAUCUCUCUAUCUUGUGCCAUAUAUUGAACACAUUUUAGUGUUUGUUGCUGUUUCUGUACCAAUGUGAACUCCAGUGAAUUGCAAUAUGUGCAGGCCUACAGUGGUCUAAUAAAGUUUGCGUACCUGCUU